Molecule: messenger RNA, 6110 nt
Organism: Drosophila pseudoobscura
Lineage: Eukaryota; Metazoa; Arthropoda; Insecta; Diptera; Drosophilidae
Exons: 18
Coding region: 348-3665 (1105 amino acids)
Cellular component (GO): plasma membrane
Molecular function (GO): GTPase activity; GTP binding; calcium channel regulator activity
Source: RefSeq, a predicted model, not a curated record
AAGGCUCACUGGUUCCAGUUAGCGCCUGAACGUACGUCGAAACGUCAGCACCAAAGUUAUAGAAAAGAAAAAAUCAAAAAAGCUAACUCAAAUCAUCAAAGAUCUUUGAACGCGAACUUGAACUUCAAAAUCAACCAUAUCGAGUUCGCCGAACUGAAGAACACAGACAGUCGUCGUGGGGCCACGUACCUCCCUUAAAACAUAUUUCUCGCAAACAAAAGUAAUAAUAAUAGGAACCAAACGAAGUCGAGAAGAAAGCAGAAGAGAAGUGAACAAGAAACAAAGAGAAAGAGAAAGAAAACGAAAAAGAAAACGGAAACGGAAAAGCGGAAAAAAGCGGGAUCACCAUGGAUACCCAGCUGGAUGCGCGGGUCCAAUUUCCGGCCUCGUUUCCGGAAACGUUCAAGAAUUUCUUCGACAUGAUGAACGAAGACGAGGACCAUGCAGAGCUCUUUGCCCACAUGCUGGAGGAUAAGGUAAUACCCAUACCGCGACCCAAGCCCAGAAAGAUGAACCCGCAGCGCGGACGCUGCGGUGGCAGCUUCCGAAGCAACAGCGCCAGCGGCCGCUCUGAUCGUGACGACAGCACCGAUCGCAGCUUCCAGUUUGAAAUGCAGCAGCAGCAGCAUCGCCAGCAUCUGCAGCAGCUUCAAAAUGCUCCACGCGGACGCCGCGCCAGCAUUAGUAGCGGUGGAGAAUUCUAUCGCGAAACAAGCGACAGUAACGAGCCGUCGGUCCACUACUCCUACUUGUCCCCCGGACGCAUUCACACGCUCCGCUCGACCCAUGACCGCAACGCUCAACACCAUAACAGUCCAGGCCUCAGCCAUACCGGCCUCGGGCCCAUGCUUUUGGGCACAAAUGUAAGUUCCAGCUCCAGUGGCACGAAUAUGCAACUGACGCCGGGUCCUGAAGGCGGCGGGGGCUUGGGCGGUGGCGGUGGCGGUGGCGGCGGCAAUGUACCGCCAGCAAGCGCCGACCAUCUCAGGCCAAGACUGCCUCAAGAGCAGCCAGGUAUCCCGCAAGAGUCGCCCCAAUCUUCAUUCCAUUCACAUCAUAAUUUACAGCUAGAGGUCAGCGCUGGUUCCACAAGUGGCUACACACCACCAUCAGUGGCCACCGGUGGAUCCUCAAGCGGCUAUCACCAUGCAUACGGGCCACAAAUGCAAGUACCGGCCCGGUCAGGAGCCAUCCGUCGCCAGCUGCCGGUUAAUGGGGCCAGCAGUGUAGCAGUAGCUAUCGAUGCGUUCGGGCGAAUGGAGCUGGAUGACGAGGAGCGUAGAAGCUGUACGGAUCGCAUCUUUGACGUCGCCUUCUCAUGGAUAUCUAUGUGUGUCUGCGCAGAUGCCGAGUGUAUGAAAGCGACAGACAGAUUUGACGAACCUACGCCUGCGUCCCGCCCAGAAAAGUCUUACAGCAACGGCCAGAAUCGCCCACUGUAUGAGAUGGAGCGUGCCGGGGUGGGUCACCAGCGGAUGCUGCCCAUACCGCCGGUCAACAGCAGACACAGCGGCGGCUUUCGAAACCGGCCCAUCGUAGAGGCGUGGGUCCAGCAGGAGAACGAUCGGAAUCUAAUACGAAGCUCCGCAGUCUCCGUGGUGCACAGCCAGAGUCGACAUGCGGACCCGAGGAACAUCGAAUCCGUGGGGGCCGUACAGGAUUGGCAGCAUCUGAGAAAUAUUGAAGCUCCGCCACCGCGAUACGAAGAAUAUAUUUUUGCUGCCCAGCAUGCAGGCGGCAGCCGGCAAGACCUUCGUCGUGGCUCCGCGGCGGAACCAAACAUGCAGCACUCGGUCCGGCGCUAUAUGCUACAAGAGGUUCAUCCACGCAGCUUGCAUAGCGUCGAGCACAGCAGAGAGCACGCGGAUGUAUCCAGGGUUUUGACCAUACAGCAAGCCAUGUGCGGAGCGGUUUCCCCGCAGUACGGCACCGUGGUCGACCACCCACCACCCUCAUAUAGCGAAGCGAGAGCCAUCGCUGGCGUGGUCCCCGUAAAUGAAAUGUCCAGCGGACUGGGAGCCAGUGGUUCGGUACCCGUAGAGGCAGGGUGCAGCACACCGAAACGCGCACGCCAAGUGCAUAUCGAGCGGGAGCCUCCCGUCGGCGCGGCAGCGGCAUACCCAGCGCGGGGACAACGGCAUAACAGCUCUGGCACCUUGUUGGUGCCGGUACUCAGCAACCGCGCGGCGCACAGCCAGCGAAGGAGAACAUCCAGUAUGCCGGCCGAGCGCCCCAGGGUGAGUAUGUCACUUCCUCUCUUGCCUCUCUCGUCCUCUCCUCCAUCUCUUCCAUCUGCAUCACUGUCGUCCUCUGCCUUUUCCCAGCCACAACGCGCGGAGGUGCGUCAGGCGGUGAAACAUGCAGAAGAUCAGGGCAUGGAGUACUACCGCCUGCGCAGUUUUAGUAUUACCUCGAACGGGGUAUGCAAUUUAGGGGACUCCCUGCGACGCCGCAGGUCACGCUCGAACAACUCAGUGACAUCGGGGGGUACCUCUUACAGCGGCAUUCGAUACUACAAUAGAAACGCAUCGGGGAAUAUCAUCGAAAGGGCCCUAUCACAGCAGACACUGUCCGGAGAGCCGCCCACCUUCAGAAUUGCUAUGCUUGGUAGUCCUGCGGUUGGGAAGUCAGCCCUAUCGUUCCAGUUUACCACCUCGGACCAUAUUUGCGGCUACGACCUAAGUCUUGAGAUGGAAUAUGGACAGAAGACGGUGUCUGUACUGGUGGAUGACGUUGAAUCGGACAUUGAAGUUGUGGAUCAUCCCGCCUGCGAAAUGUCGACGGAGGCUUUUUGCGCUACAUACGACAUCGACCUGUUUGUGGUCGUCUACUCUGUGCUGGACGUCUACUCGUUCCGGAAUGCGGAACGCGUGUUGCAUUAUUUGCGGGAAAACGACAUGCUGCUUAGCCGCGGCGCCAUAUUGGUGGGGAACAAGGCGGACCUGGAACGCCAUCGCGCUGUGCCCCAAGAGAUGGGCCACAAAGUGGCCACGGAGAUUCCCUGCAAGUUCAUCGAGACGUCGGCGGGGCUGUGCCACAAUGUCAAUGAGCUGUUGGUGGGUGUGGUGGCUCAGGUCAAACUGAAUCCCCAGCGCCUGAGCAUGCUCAGUCCGGCCGACCUGGAGCGCGUGAAUAUGCAGAGCAGCAUCCAAAACCACAGACGCAUGCACCUGGAGCGCCAACUGAGCAUGUGCCAGAGUGACCACGGGCUGGCUCCGGAUGCCGAAGACGACCCCAAUCGUCCGCACAUCAGUCUGCGAGACAUUCUGAAUGUGGGAGAGAGUGAUCUGGAGGACUCCGGGGAAACCUAUGCCCAGCGGCGACAUCGCCUCAUGACCCGGUUUGAAUUCCUGGCGGCCAAGAUCCGCAACGAAUCGGUGACACCGAUCAGCCCUGUUGGCAAGCGAUGCUCCAUCGGCGCCGCGACCUCGGACAAUAAGGUCGCGAGACUGCAGCGCCGGGCCAUGGACGACUCGCAUCUAGGUCGGCGCGUGUGGGCUCGUCCGGAGUGCAGAAAGCACCUGUCCCUCUUCAAUUGCAACGGCAGGGUCAAGAAGAUGACGGCACGCACCAAGACGUUUGUUUCGUCGCUGCUACGCUUCAAGGCAUCCCACUGGCUGAGUCGUCGCACCUCUUCCAGCUGCACCGAUCUCUUUGCGAUUUAAAUGGAUUGAUAGACAUAUAUAGAAAGUAGUGGGGCUUGGUGUGGGUUUUGCACGGAUAGGAGUUUUAAGGUAACGAAUAGACUGAUUUUACACAAAAGGCAGCAGAGCAGGAAACGCAACUACGGCAAAGGAAGGGAAAUAAAUCAAACAAAAAAUCAUCAAUUACGUACAAUAUUUGCCUUUUCGGUUGUUUCCAAAAACUCUCAGAACAUGGUCCGAUGGCACACCACUUUGGAUGCCUAAAUUGUAUCCCCUAUUGGACGAGCAGCUAACAAAAAUAUGAUGUCCUUCCGUUUACCCAAAAACACUCCAAUUGGCAAACAAUAGUACAUACAUACAUGUGUACCUAAUGCAAAUUCAACGCGGACAAUAUUUAUUAUUAUACAUAUUAUUUAUUAUUAUUAUAUGUAUAUAUUAUAUUACUAUUAUAUUAUACAUAUUACUAUGAUUACUAUAUAUUAUUAUGAUUAUAUUAUUAUUAUUAUAAGAAACGACCCUGACAACUUAAAAACGUGAGAGGAAACCCGAAAAUGGCACAAAUGACUGGCACGACCAGCUAAUACCGGACAUGACUAGGCAGCUUCUUUUUGUGAUGGGUGGACAAUCCCUUAAAAAGAAGAGCAGACAUCAGAAGCGUAACAAGCCACAGGAUCAGACAUAGAGCAAAUCCAAGGCCUAUAAAACUUGAAAUGAAACAGCUACCACAAAACAUUGCAACACGAAAACACAAUAUAAUAGCACAAGAAGAUUGAAAACACUGAAGGAGGAGUAAAUCUUGAAUUUUAUGCAGAGCAGUACAAGGGCUGUGCAGAGGCACAGCAGAUGGAAUUUUUUUUUUUUGAAUGCCCAAACAAAAAAUAAUAUAAAUAAAACCAAAGUAGACCCACGAGAUGCUACACAUACAGAGAAAAGAAACAAAAUCUUACACAACAUUAAAUAACGGGAAAGCCAAGAGAUGGUAAGAAAAUAGGAGAGAAAUAUUUUGCAAGAACCCGAAGAAACACACAAAAAAUAUAAAACAGCAGGCAAAAAAACACACUUGUAUCCGGGGGAAAGAAAUUAAAAAACUACAACAAAAAUUUUAUUUUUCAAGGCAUAGCAAAAGCAUGUUUGAGAAAUGAGCUCAAACCAUAUAUGCCAAGAAAAUGCAGAAAAUACAGCAGAAAGUUUUUUUUGAAGGGAAUUUUAAAAAAUCAUAUUCAAAUUAAAGAAUUCAACUAAUCUCUAACUAUAGUGCAUAAAUACAAACAAAACAAGGAAAGCAAAGUCAGAUGCUGGAAAAAAAAGAACAGCAGCGGGUUUUUUAAGUCGGUAAACUCCACAAAUAAUACCCAAAACACACAAUUCCCAGAACAGAGCUAAUGCACGGACAUAGAGUUGGGCUAAAACAAAUGAAAACGGUGAAUUUUUUUUUUAUAGAAACUAAGAAAAGUAUAUACUUAUCACAUAUUUGAACAUAUACUCAGAAAAACAGUUUAAUCGAAAAGAAAAAUGUUUGUGAAUCAAUGUAAUCAAUGUCUACAAAUAUCAAUGCGAAAUUUCUUAACUAAUAAUCUUUAUACAUAUGUACUUGAAUAAGAAUAAGAACGCAAAUCAAUGAGCAGGACAUCUAGAGAGCUGUCCGUUCCAACAUUCGCAGGACCUAGAGCAAUGGUGGACGAGGCUAUCAAGUGCAAUGUGAAUUCGGAACAGGAGCAAUGUUAAAACGGCGUUGGAAUAUAUGGCCACUUAGAUGACGAGAUUCCAAUAGCUCCGGACAGGACAGUGCAUAUAGUUGACAGCUCGUUGGCCAUAUCAAAUAUCCAAUAAUUAUCAACCCUACAUUACUCUUUAAAUGUAUUCGGUGUUGUGAUAAAAAGAAAAUACUUACAGGAGAUUCCAGUUUGAAAAAUGAGUAAAAGCAUGUUUAACCAGAUGGGGGAGAGUGACGACACAAUAACCCCAAAAAAAAAAAUCAAAAAAAGGCCAACCAAAAAAGUGUGGACAGUGCAACAAAAACAGCAAAUGACAGGGAAAAAGCGGAAGCAACGCAGAAGAGCAAAGUCUCCGUAUUGUUCUGGGGCUGCAGAUGAGACUGAAAAACGCCCGGAACGGAAUGUCAACAGAGUGAAUGCAGGGUACACAAGAAAGAACUUAAACAAAUUGAAUAUGAAUACACAGAGACGCAGAACAUACGAGUGUGCUUGUACUAGACUACUUCAAACAUUUGAAAUGCUCGUGUGUUGGGGAAGCUCCGACCAGACAGGACUGGAAGUACACUAGUUGGAAACGUGACUAUGUCUGAGCCACUGGAGGUGGCUACUUCCCAACUAAUACUUGUCACAACAUCAACAAUAAACGGGAAAACGGAGACGAGGAAAAAGCGGCAGCGCCAAUGAAAUCAAUAAUUUUUUAAUGUCCUCAAGAGAUGGAGUGUAUGGACUGUAUGACGGGUAAUCGGAAAAA